Stylophora pistillata is the source of this 2970-nucleotide messenger RNA. RefSeq lists its product as uncharacterized. NCBI's taxonomy places the organism in Eukaryota, Metazoa, Cnidaria, Anthozoa, Scleractinia, Pocilloporidae. The record is from RefSeq and is a predicted model, not a curated record.
CACAUAAGACAAUAGAGUAAACAGUUUGAGGUUAGGGGUUGCAUUUGACAAUUCAUCGUGUCAUCUAAGAUUAGUCCUGUUAAAAAAAACCGUGGUUGGUACUACAGUCAGCCUGAGCAGAAGUAAUGACAGUGACCUUUCCGAAAUAAAAGGAAACAGAAAGGUAUCACAUAAUCAGAAUGAAAUGAUGACUACCGUUAUUGCUGGAAUCUUUCCAAUUAUUAUGCAGCUCCUUUUCCCGGUGAUUAUCAGCAUUCAGUUUAUUCAAGCAGCCAUGUUUCCUUAUAGAAAAUUCGCUCUGUUAGGCAGUAUAACUGGAAAACGAGUUAUAACUUCAAGGAGUUACGUCAUUCAUAAUGAAUUGACCCGUUUUCUGCACAUGAAAAAAUAACCUUUGAUGUUGCAGACGAACGGAAACCACUAGCAAUUUGUUUUGGAAGAAGAAAAAACACCAAAACGGGAAAAACCGAAUUGAGCAAAAAGAUCAUAUUUCUGACAUAUUUCGAACGACCAACCAAAACCAUACUUAAGUUAACUAUUUGAGGAUCUACAAACCUUAGUGUAGCUCCUUGACGAUCGUCGCCAAAAUGCAGCCAUUCCAUGUACUUGCGCCUUGCAUUUUCUAAAAGGGUACAUGUAGGAUAAUGAAAUAUAUCCAUUCAGUGUACUUGUACCUUGCGUUAUCUAAAAGGGUAGGUAAAUAAACUGUUCGGCAAGUGUCUCGAGACAAAAUUUUGCAAAACAAUCGGUGCAGCUUAAAGAAAAUUUGCUCUCUUCAAGACAUGCUGAGAGUAUAUCUCAAGUCUUUCGUUCUCUUCUCAGUUUUGUCGGUACCAUUCCAUCCUUUUCCCUUUAGUAGAGAAGAAAAAUUGCGUUAUUUUUCGUGACCAGAUGUUUCGUUGCGUGACUAAGAGGCUGUUUUCUAAGAAACAGCACUUCUUGAAAACCGAAAAAAAAAGAACAAAUCAUCUACGCUAAACAUGGCGCCCGCGAAGGAGACAUCCGUUUAUAUCUGUAACUGCGACAAGUUAUGCGAUUUAAACGAGGUAGAAGAGCUUUUUAAAGCUGUCAAAAAGAAGCUUGCUGUGAGGACUUCCUUUCAGAUCGAAAAACACUACUUCAGCGGCGGACAAAUCUCCGAUAUGGUCAACAAAACCAUCCCUAAAUUGAAGAUGGAUUAUGCGGUGUUUGUUGUGCAUGCUGAUGAAUGCUGCCUCUCUUUUAGCGAGGACAGCGGUCACGGAAAGAUCUAUGAGGCUCUAAAGAAGCGAACAGGCUCUGAUGAAAAAGUAUUGAUCGUCAUAGGAGGAGAUGUCAAUUACAGGGACAAAGACGAAGAAAACCGUUCCAUACUUUCACGACAGGCUAGGGAUACAGUAUUAUCCCACCAACUUCGUCCAGAAUUUAUUGACGGUAGGAAAAGCUUUAUAUUUUCGUGGAACAAGAAACACAGAGCGAUUCACGAAAACGCACUUAAACAUUACUUUGAUCCCAGCAAGAAGGGACAGAAAUUUAUGAAUCAACUGGUCGCAGAGCCCGCUAGAAUUGGACCUGAACUUGAAGAAGAAACCUUGAUAACCUCUCUAUUAGCCACACAAAGCCAGUCGCCUGAGAUCUCUCUACAAGUACCUUCUGAUAUUGAAGAAGAUACUAAAAUCCCUGUUGAUGAACAACAGGCCGAAAUUGAAGAUGAGAGUGAACCAUCUGCUCUUCAAGUUUCCGCUUCACACUUCAGCACUCCUCAUGAACAGUCUCGGUUUUUACUGCUGGAAACACGCAUUCGUUAUGGAAAAAUUUCAUAUGAAAGCAAGGACGUGGUAACCUGGGUCGAAAGCUGGCAACCUUCUGAAAGAGAUGCAGAAGAUCUGGAACAAAAGUGUAAGUCAACACCAGUUGCCACAUUGAAGAUGUAUGGCGACAAAAGUGGAGAACUUCACAGGGUUGUGGUAACACCAAAGAAGUCACGGUGUUCAAUUUCCUAAGGAGAUUUUGAAUUAGUGAAAAAAUGAGCUCGCACAAAACAUUUUAAACUGCGGUGAACUCACCUUUCCUUGGUCAAAUGUACUUCCUUUGUUCUGACGAAAGGGCAGCCGACUUGAAACAUCAGCUUCUUAAAAUUCGUUACGUUGAUGUUUUUUCCUUUAUAAGACCUCGCUAACACCUAAUGGAUGAAAGGCCAGCGCUGUUUCGGAUGGUCACCCUUACAAAUCGGUGCAUAGCAAUGUGAAUUUCAAAUGCAAAUUAGAGGCAGCUCUUUUUUAAUUUUGUCUGCAACAUUAAGAACUAGUCUCUAAAGGAUCAAACAUCUUUCAAAAUAAAAAUUUUCAACUUUACUAUGAUUAAUUUCUUCAAAAGUGUACCGAUUCUGGAACUGAAGCUUAAUUAGCACCUAGUUUGUUAUAACAUUCUAGUUUUUAGAUAUGUAAAAACCUUUGCGAGCCGGCCUCUACUUUUCAUGGGGACAAUUUACAAACGAAGCUGAAAAAUCAGGAAUUGCAUAUAUCUUGGUGAUGUUUACAUCAAAAAAAAAAAUGGAAUGUGCAUGAUUGUAAUCUUUUAAGCCAUAUCCAGAAGAAAAUUAUUGCCUCUGGUUGUCAUCUUUUAAAAGAAAUGGAUCCGCUUUACGGCGCGGCAUGGAGGAUUACUCGACGCAACUACAAAGAAGUCGUGUGCAUAACAUCCAGAUCCGAGUGCUAUACCUUCCUUCAUGGGAAUUUGAGCCUAAAUCCAUUGACGAUACACUGCUAUACUGCUAUGUCAUUUGCAACAAGUUAAAGUCGGCUGACUCGAAACUCAUCAUUUGUCAAUAAACUUGAACAUUAUCAUGAUGGCGUAACGCUGUAUUUCUCCAUUAAGUUUCCAUCUGUAGCUCCAAAGAAAACGAAAAACAGGUAUUUUUCCCUAUUUCAGUAGAUUUCUGCGCAUUCCGAGCUAAAAGCAAACAAACAAAUAAAAUUUCUUGUUUUUAAA